Messenger RNA from Lachancea fermentati, 678 nucleotides. The record is from the annotation of a GenBank genome assembly. Lineage: Eukaryota; Fungi; Ascomycota; Saccharomycetes; Saccharomycetales; Saccharomycetaceae.
AUGCCGCCCAAGAGAACUACUGUCUCCCUCGCUGAAAAGAAGGCAAACAUCUUACGCUUCUUCCAAGAAUCUCACUCAGUGUAUAACAUGAAGGAGCUAGAGAAGCUCAUACCCAAGAAAUGCGGUAUAUCUUCUAUGCUUGUGAAGGAUCUAGUACAACAAAUGAUCGAUGAGGACGGCGUGAUUUGCGUGGAAAAAUGUGGGAACAUUAAUGUGUACUGGUGUUUCAAGAAUCAAAUUACGAUGAAGCUCUCAGGUGAGAUUGAAAUCAUUAAACAACGCCUCAAAGAUUGCAACGCAGAGGUGUUGAGAGUGCAGGAGGAGCUGGCCUCUCAAAGAAGCGGUGCCCGAUGUGAAACACUUAAUCUUGAUGGUCAGAAAGGUCAAAGAGCACUUUAUCUAGAUCGAAUCGAUCAAUUGGAUGCCCAGUUAAAAAAGGCUAGAAAUUCUUAUGAGGCAAUUGCUGAAACGCGAUGGAGUGAAGCAAAAAUAAGUGCUCGGGUCAAGGAAGUCACGAAGCAAUCAAGAAAGUUGGAGGUAAUUACAGAUAACAUAGAAAUAAUCACAAGCUACCUCUGUCGUACUUUUACGAUCGAUAGGAAUUGUUUGCGCAAAGAACUAAAUAUUCCGGAAGAAUUCGCCGAAUUCGCAGAUCUUACAAGCAUGCUCCAAUCAUGA